UGGUUCUCGGUCUUGUCUAUCCAAACUCGGCUGAUCUGUUGUUUUGAAGGUUGAGUCAUCGUGGAUUUUCCCCUCCCGUUCUUGUACAGAAACGAUACAGUGGACUACUUUCACUGGUCAAGCUAGUGCGAGCUAAGUAUUCGGCUUGGUCACACAGCGUAGCCUGCUCAUUCAUUCCGGGAAAGGUGAGAACGGCCAGACAGUUCGUUUGGCGGUUUUCUUUGGAUCACUACUAUAACGUUACUGUUAAUUGAAUGGACGUACAUCAGUUUAUAGUGGGUGAGGAUAGAUUUUCUGCAACGUUUUCGUAACGUUAUCAUUUGACGCCAAAAAGUUAUCGCUCGCGAUACAAAGGUAUCCAACAUUAGCUAACGCUGCCGUUAGUUCGUUAGCAAGACAUCUGAAGAUUCACAUAAUAAUUUGACUUUCGGUUGCUAACAGCCUUUCGUCCUUUAUUUUGUGCAUAGCCGAUAUCGCUAACUUCAGCUCACGUUGACGUUAGUUUGGUAAGAAUAUAAUAAGUUAGUUGCAAGCAAGUUCGUCAUCCUAACAGCUUAGUAGGCGUAAUAUUAGCAUCAAAACAGUAACGUUAACGACAAAGCUAGCUGUACCACGUCGACUUGUUCUCCUCCAAAGUCAACCUAGGAUCAAAGUUUCCGGCGGAGACAUGUCUGCCCUCUCUGCCUCAGAACAGAAGGGUGAAGAAAAUGGAAAAGUGGAAUUUUAUCAAAACGCCAAUCAACUCAUGUUAUCGGGACACCGGGUGCCCCAUGAGCAACCCCAGACAGUGUUCGUGAUUCUCGACUCUGAUGCAGAGGCUAUGAACUUGAUCAGUUUGGAGCCUGUCCUUCCUGAAUCUGGCAUAGUCGCUGACAUAGAAGUCGAAGGCAUUAUUGCGUCUGCUUCGGACACCUUCUAUCAACUGAAGAGUCAGCCCAUUUCUCUCAGUGCCUCAGUGACCCCGGCCGACCCGGCGCCGUCUCUCAGCACCACCAUGACGUCGCGGGUGCUGAUGCGGCAGGAGCUGAUGCGGCAGCAGGCGCAAGACCAAGAGCGGCGUGAGGCCCAGCAGCAGGCCAACAGCGCCCAGCUCCGGUCCGCCAACGACACUACGCCCGCCAUCUCCAUGGCGACCAUGCUCCCCGCCGCCAGAGCCGCCCCGGCACAGGUGCCCGUGGAGGUGCUGAAGGUGCAGACUCACCUGGAGAACCCCACCAGGUACCACAUCCAGCAGGCCCAGCGUCAGCAGGUGAAGGAGUACCUGUCCCACACGCUGGGCAACAACGUGGCCAGUCAGCAGCUUGGCAACUCCCCCUCGACUCUCUCUGGCUCUGCCCCGGAACUGGCCCCGGCAGCCAAUAGCACGCCCAGCAGCCCCAUGGCCGUGCUCAGUCUCAGCUCCAACAAAGAAGAGAUUGAAGACGUCAUUGAGGACAUCAUCAGCUUGGAGUCCAGUCUGAACGAUGACCCCUUCAUCACACUGAUUGAUUCCAACUUGCAGCUCGCCAACACGCUGCCAGUCUCGGGCAACCUCCUGGAUGUGUACAGCAGUGCUGGGAUGGCCACGCAGACCAUCACCGUCAGCAACUCCUGCCCUGCCAACCUGCACAACGUCAAGAGGGAGCUUACCGAUGCAGAGGCCAAAGCACUUAUGAAGGAAAGGCAGAAAAAGGACAACCACAACCUCAUUGAGCGCCGGAGACGGUUUAACAUCAAUGACCGCAUCAAGGAGCUGGGUGCGCUCAUCCCCAAGACAAGCGACCCCAUGGCGUACCUGUUGACGCCCACAUCCCUGGGGGACAGGGAUAUGCGCUGGAACAAGGGCACCAUUCUGAAGGCGUCGGUGGACUACAUCCGCAAGCUGCAGAAGGACCAGCAGCGUGCCAAGGAGAUGGAGAUGAGGCAGAAGAAGCUGGAGCACCACAACCGCAGCCUGCUGCUCCGCAUCCAGGAACUGGAGAUGCAGGCCCGUCUCCACGGCCUCGCCGCCUCCGCUGCCCAGAGCUCCGAGUUCUUGCUGACUCAGCAGCAGCAGACAGCGGCGACUCUGGAAGCGGCGGGGGCCGACUGCCUCUCCAAGAGCCUGCUCAGCCUGGGCGGGGGGUCAGCGCUGGGCCAGUCGGCCGCCUCCUCCUUCCUGUCGGAGGCCUCGGCGUCCAUCGCCUCCCCGGGAGCCCUGGGCAGCGCGCUGGAUCUGGGCACGCUCACCUUCGCCGAGCUCGGCGACGACUCGGCCGGCUCCAUCUUCAGCCCGGCGCUCAUGGCCGAGAUGGGCCUGGGGGACAUCCUGAUGGACGACGGCAGCAGCGGCAGCGCCAUCGGUGCCCUGUCGCCAGUAGGGGGCGCCGACCCACUCCUCUCGUCCGUCUCGCCGGGCGCCUCCAAGACCAGCAGCCGCAGGAGCAGCUUCAGCAUGGACGAGGACUUGUGACGGACGACUGGGGCAUAGCAGUGACGUUGAGUGAGACACAAACUCAGAAUCGUGAGGCUCUGGAAGCCAUCCUCCCUUUCCCUGGGGACGUCAUGGGAGACACCAUGCUCAGACGUCCACUGUCAUAUUGAGUUUUCGGGCCAACUGUAGCGUAGUGCUUUGGCAAUGUGGACCUUCUGGCAUCUUCUGAUAGUACUGUGUUUUAGCAGAGCUGUCCCCCUCCCUCUCCCCCUGGGUCCCUUCUUCUCCACACGGCUCCUUCUCUCCCUGCCCCGACGUAGGCCCUGGAGAUCGUCUAUCGGCCCUUCAGAGCCGCUCCAUAGCCACAAUGCCUAGCAUUUCUAGCGACGUGUGCACGAGGCGGUUUUGUUUUAGUGGGAACAGGUUCAAACCGUUCAUGAACAAUGCAAUGCAAUCUUUUUUUUUUUCUUUUUUUUUUUUUAACCUUUUAGGUUUCUCAGUCAUUGACAAUAACUAUAUGUGAUACAGAUUUGAUGUACAUAGACCACAGGAUUAGGGACAGAAAGCCCCUUUAAUCAUGCUCUUCUCAUGUCACUGUACAGCUUUCAAAAUAGGUCUGAGCUCCCUGUUCACUGUAUACACAAGCCAAUGAUUUGGAUACUUCUGUCUCCACUCUGUUUUAGAAAACAUGGAGACGGAGCAGAAUAUCUGAUACAAUAAUGGGUUCUGACAGAGCGUCAGGCAUUGCAUUUAUAUCAUCUACAACCUAGAGGGUUUUUUUUUUUUUAAAUCAUCAUGAUGAAAAUAGAGCUGCUUUCUUUUGCUGAGAAAGCCACCCAACAUGAAAGGGAUCGAUCAGCAUUCGAGAUUUAUAGCACACAUACACACAGCAGUCUUCUCAAAACAAGCCUUUUUUAAGCCAUCUGUGAAUGAGGUAAAUGAUGGUCUGCUCUGGGUCAGAGGAAGAGGUAGGUGUAGAAUGCUCAGGAAAAAAAAGAACAGAAAAGAUGUUUUUCCCCAUUUUCUCCUUUUUUUUAGUCUGCUGGGAAUUUUUUGUGUGUGUCUGUCUUUCCUGUGGAUUUUGCUGGAGCCGAGAGGCGGUGAUGGCAAAGCAGAGAAGCCAGUUUCCUGUGUGUGUGUGUGUGUGUGUGUGUGUGUGUGUGUGUGUGUGUGUGUGUGUGUGGGGUUUACACAUGAGGGAGGAUGUAAGUAAAAAGAGCUGUAGAACAUCUUGCAUAACAGACCCUCAGAGUUGUCAGACCGUGUCAUUUUGUAGUUAAGAUGGCCUUUGUAAUAUCAUUUGUCUUUGUAAUAUUCUCUGUGUUGUUUUUACAUAGUAUAUUUUCUUAACCCCUCAAUCUGUAAAUGGAGGUUAUUCAUUAAUUCACUCAUUGAUGGCAUAGACGAGAUUAGGUGGAAGAUUUUUUACCUUGCUACUAAUCUCGGUAUGGCCCAUUGGUAUGUGUGUAGAACUCCGCAAUUGACCGAAUCCUUUAUUUCCUGUCUGGCAUAAACGCAUAUUUUGAUUCAGGUCAUGCAAAGCAUCCAAAUUCCCCUCCGACACAGCACCUAAAUGAAAAAUCUGUUUUGUGCAGCGGUGCCCCUUUAUGAGUGUCAAUCAUGCCCCCGCGCAUAAUCCUGUCUUAUAAUGUUUGUGUAGAGCCGCCACGUUCUGCGUCAGAGCUGAGUUCCUGUCAAAUGCGUCAAAUUCCAGUCUGCAAAGCUGCUGUAAGCAGUUCCUGGUAACUUCAACCAGACCAGGCGGGGGAGUCCACACUUUGCUCUCUGUGUGCUGUGCUCAUGUUAAAUAAUUGGCAGGCAAGUCUUCUGUGUGCUUUCCAGAGUUGCACAGACUUCUUAAAUUGCUCAGGAGAGUCCCCCAUAGCGUUACGUUUCUCGUUGGCUCUCGCAAUGUAAGGAUAUCUAGCACGAUGAGGCUGCUGUAAAAAAUGCUGUUUAUGGUAGUUUACUUGCUGCGUAUCCAGUUCAAUCAUUCCUCUUUGCUUUCUCUUGUACAGAUGUCGCCCCUCCAUGCAUGUUUUCUGCAUAGCAGCUCUAACAGAAAUAGUCAUGUAACAUAACACUGGUGUUGCAUGGCCCUGACUAAGACAGCAUCUGGAGAGUUGUGUCCAACUCCCAUGAUGCCUUAUAUUUGGCCUUAACAAAGGGAUAACAGACUUUACUCGUUAGUGGUGUAAAUGGUGCUGAUUUUUGUGUCUGUGUCACUCUUUGAGUUGAUCAACUGUUUUAUCAUUCCGUUGGGUGUAUGUUGCUAUUUGUGUACACUCUUAAUUUAUACAUCAUGGGUUUUUUUAGGCAGAAAGAAAAUUCCAAUGAGUUUUUCCAAGUGGGCUUUUAGAACGACCAGUAGAUUACUCUUGAGAGAGAAAAUACUUUUGUUUUGUCGAUGCCACAACAGCAACACACAGAUCAUGUAGGGGACACUGACAGCAUGGCCCACGCCAAAUCCCCCAGGAUCCCCUGUUUUUGCAGAAAUCACUCAGCUAAAUGAAGGAGAAACCUUCAGUGUUCAAUCUUCACUGUCAAAGAGUCCAAUGUUACCUGGUCAACACAUUAGGACAGCUAGAUGUUCUGUUCUGUUCUCAGCUGUUUGUUCAUACUGUACAUGGCUUGUUUGUGUAUGUUUGAACCUAGUAUCUGAUUGUGUGUCAAGCAAUAUGACUGGAGGACAAGAGUAGCCAACACUUUUAUGUGUCGUUGUGACAGCACUUGUAAAGACAAUUACUUUUAAAAAAAUUCUCCCAAUAAUAUUUACAAAUAAAAGUAUUUUUAUUCAAUUUUUAGUUCAUCACAAAAUGCCAUUAUCUACUGAAAGUGAAUUAUACAAGUCAAUAAUUAAUUGUGAACCAUAUACAUAUCUAUCUACAUAUAUAUGAAUAUAAUAAUCAUAGUUUGUUAGAAAGUUUAUUUUCUUUAAUACUGUUUCAUUGUGUAGACAAAAGUCUAUGAAAAACUUGUCGAGAGAUUUUUUAAUAAUAGUUUUAUGAGCAGUGAGGUUCUAAUAGAUUAAAUGCAGGACAUUUCAGUGGAACCCGUGUAGCAUAAGGGAAUGCCUUGUGUGUGGGUCGCACGUGUGUGUAUGCAGCUGUGAGUGAGUCCUGUCCCGGGGUUAAGUUCUGACCGUGGCCAGUUUCUGUGCUGUAGGCCGAGUUCACCCACUCAAACGCAAACAUGAUGAUGUCAUUGGCACAGCCUCUGUGUUGUGGCUGCCCUGCCUGCCUGCCUUGCCUAACCCUACCCUGCACAUUCAGCAUGGUGGUUAAAGUGGUAUGUCUCCAAAAAGAUAAAAGACAUGUGUGCAAGUUCCUAUGCAACUGUUGUGAACUGUGAUGUGUGAAGUGUUUGUGCAGUCGCGAUCAAGUCACCAUAUAUUUGCUGCAGACACAUCUUAGUAUCUUUAGCAGUUUUUCAUGGCACAUACUGUGGACACCCUGUCAGAAUAUUCAGUGUUGUUACGAAUACCCUUAAGUGAGGCAUUUACAAUGAAGUGUGAGGUUUCAUGAAUUAUUCUUCAACCAUGGUUUUUUGAGAGAAAGUACAAUAAUCAAUUGAAAACAAACAUUUUGUGGCAUUUUCCCCCCACGAGACAUUUAAAAAAUGUUCGAGACACCUUCUAUGUGUAAAAUAUUUGUAUGUCCUGGCUGUAAUGUGCAAUUAAUGUGUACUACAACGGAAAAAAGAAAUAAUCUUACCUUCAUCAUAUACACUAGACAUGUGAUCAGGACUGUAGUGGAGCCAUAUGAUACAUGGUAAUGUUUACUUUACUUCUCUUUUGAGUUGUAUUUUAUGAUAAUCAUAUGCAGUGCACAAGUGAGACCUCGCUGAGACGUGAAAGGGAAAUUUUGAUGUCUUCUGUCUAUCGUGUUAUCGUUCUUCUCACUUCUGCUUAGGGCUGAGGAGUGCGGGUGCUGUCAUAGGCUGUUAGCACCACAGCUACGUGAUGGCGAUUUUCAAUUCCCUUUGUUUUAGUCACUGACUGGGUAUGUUAUUUUUUACCUUUUACGUAAAAUAUCUAUUAAAAGUGAUUUAAAAACUUUC
Alosa sapidissima (American shad) is the source of this 6451-nucleotide messenger RNA. It is a transcript of the gene tfe3a, whose product is annotated as transcription factor binding to IGHM enhancer 3a. Gene Ontology annotation, biological process: regulation of transcription by RNA polymerase II. Gene Ontology annotation, cellular component: nucleus. Lineage: Eukaryota; Metazoa; Chordata; Actinopteri; Clupeiformes; Clupeidae. The transcript has 11 exons. The coding region runs from base 668 to 2431 and encodes 587 amino acids. The record is from RefSeq and is a predicted model, not a curated record. Gene Ontology annotation, molecular function: DNA-binding transcription factor activity, RNA polymerase II-specific; RNA polymerase II cis-regulatory region sequence-specific DNA binding; protein dimerization activity.